GACUGACUAGGCCACUCCAGGACCUGAAUGUGCUUCUUCUUGAGCCACUCCUUUGUUACCUUGGCCGUGUGUUUUGGGUCAUUGUCAUGCUGGAAUACCCAUCCACGACCCAUUUUCAAUGCCCUGGCUGAGGGAAGGAGGUUUUCACCCAAGAUUUGACGGUACAUGGCCCCGUCCAUCGUCCCUUUGAUGCGGUGAAGUUGUCCUGUCCCCUUAGCAGAAAAACACCCCCAAAGCAUAAUGUUUCCACCUCCAUGUUUGACGGUGGGGAUGGUGUUCUUGGGGUCAUAGGCAGCAUUCCUCCUCCUCCAAACACAGGAGUUGAGUUGAUGCCAAAGAGCUCCAUUUUGGUCUCAUCUGACCACAACACUUUCACCCAGUUGUCCUCUGAAUCAUUGACAAACUUCAGACGGGCAUGUAUAUGUGCUUUCUUGAGCAGAGGGAUCUUGCGGGCGCUGCAGGAUUUCAGUCCUUUACGGCGUACUGUGUUACCAACUGUUUUCUUGGUGUCUAUGGUCCCAGUUGCCUUGAGAUAAUUGACAAGAUUCUCCCGUGUAUUUCUGGGCGGAUUCCUCACCGUUCUCAUGAUCAUUGCAACUCCACGAGCAAUUGGAGAGUACAGCCAUGUCUUUAGCUGCAUGCAGUGAGGCAUGGGGCGUCUGCGAGAAUGCCGGCAAUUCACGGAGCAAGACCAGAGGUCGAGCCAUGCUGCCCACGUCUAGAGAGGUGGAGGUGAAUGUGAGUGUGCGCCACAUGUACCUGUACAGCCGCGAGGUGCGUGGGGUGGUGGCACGUCUCCGCGCCGAGUGUGGGUCACUGUCCGUGCACGCAGUUGCCUUGGCCCACACUCAAGGUGAUCUGAACAAGGCCUUGGGACACGUUCGUAAUGAGAAACAGGCAAAUGUGCAAGCUUCUAGCAUGCGAUCGCGACGACCUACACGUGAGGUGACGUCCAAUCUUGUGGGUCAGAAAAUAACAAAAAUACGAUACAAAAACAUCACAGGAAAGCUCCUCCACCAGGGUCUCCUCCUCCUGCACCACCAGCUCCUCCACCAGGGUCUCCUCCUCCUGCACCACCAGCUCCUCCACCAGGGUCUCUUCCUCCUGCACAAACAGCUCCUCCACCAGGGUCUCCUCCUCCUGCACCACCAGCUCCUCCACCAGGGUCUCCUCCUCCUGCACCACCAGCUCCUCCACCAGGGUCUCCUCCUCCUGCACCACCAGCUCUUCCACCAGGGUCUCCUCCUCCUGCACCAACAGCUCCUCCACCAGGGUCUCCUCCUCCUGCACCACCAGCUCCUCCACCAGGGUCUCCUCCUCCUGCACCAACAGCUCCUCCACCAGAGUCUCCUCUUCCUCCACAACAACCGUCAGCCAUUUAGAGGCCUGGGCGGCAGGGCUGGAACUCACAGAGGGACCUGGGUUUGAUGCCCAAACUUGGGCCACUUUCUCCGUGUGGAAUGUGGAGUGUGUUCUACCCCCCCCCCCCCCCCGUUUUAUCCUGCAUUGGUUUCCAAAAUCAGAAUAAAUUAUUUAGACUGGAUGAAGAGGAAUCCGAUAAGCUAUGAAGCUCUUCUUUCACAGAUAUGCAGUUGAGGCACAGGGUCAGCAAGUUACAACAACAAACAAAAGAAAAUGAGUGCAAAGUGUAAAAAUGUAAGCAAGUCACAAAAUAACUGAGCAUAUAAGCACAAAGUACGUAAAAUCCUGCCAGUUUUUCAACACUAAAUACAAAUUUAUGGGUUGUUACGGGAAGAAAGGCGGACAAACACAAGGGUGUCUGGACCCACACACGGGUGUCUACAUCCACGUCCGCAUCGGUUAACCCUGGGGGGGCAUGGGGGCGUUGUGAUCCCCCAUAGCCCCACCCCUCGGAGAGGAUUCUUAUAAAAGGCGGGGAGCCAGAGGGCUCGAGGCCAGUGUGUUAGACGCUUACCAGAGAAGACUGAAGACCGGCAGAAUAGGCCC
Messenger RNA from Lethenteron reissneri (Far Eastern brook lamprey), 1968 nucleotides. RefSeq lists its product as uncharacterized. NCBI's taxonomy places the organism in Eukaryota, Metazoa, Chordata, Hyperoartia, Petromyzontiformes, Petromyzontidae. The record is from RefSeq and is a predicted model, not a curated record.